GAGUCAAACACCGCCGGGAAAGUUAAACGGACAUAAAUAUUAUUUAACCCUUCAAUCCAAUGAUCUUCACAUUAAGACCGGAGACUGUGUCUACAUAUACCGCACGAAAGAAGAUGAUAAGCAUAUGAGUCGCAAAUCAUUACCAAAAGAGCCCUCAGGCGGUGACCGCCGAACAGAUUACAUAAUAUUUCGCGUCCAGAAUCUGGCCAUCAAUGAAAAUGGACACAAAUUACUGUUUGGCCAUCACUUUCUUCGCCCGAGUGAGACAUAUCACGAGCCCUCCAGAAGGUUCUUUGACAAUGAAGUGCUUCGUUCGCCGCUCACUGAAUGGGUUCCCAUCGACGAAGUGAAAGGCAUUUGUUGUGUUCUGGACUUCAGUACAUAUUGUAAGGGAAGACCCAAAGGGUUUACCGAAGAAGACGUUUAUAUCUGCGAGUAUCGAGUGGACAGACACGCAAAGUCUUUUAAUAGGAUUUCCUCCAAAACAAUUCAAUAUCCCGUUAAUACUAAAAGCUAUGCUUUCGAUAUGUUUGAGACUAAACUCAAUAUUAAGAGAACUUAUUCGAUCGCUCACGUAAUCCGAGAGAUCCGUCACUUCCAGCAAACGCCGUACAAAAUAGAGCACAACCCAAAAGUGACCAAUUAUUUGUUGGACACAUCCAGACAUCUUCCCGACGAAGAACUCUAUCAGUUGUCGCUAUGUCUGGAGCCCCGACUCUCACGAUUGGGCACCAAAAUCACGACCACUGGUGGCAGUUCUGGCUCAUCAUUUGGAGGCAGUUCUCCAUCACAUUAUUCUUCUGCCACUUAA
Medioppia subpectinata is the source of this 811-nucleotide messenger RNA. NCBI's taxonomy places the organism in Eukaryota, Metazoa, Arthropoda, Arachnida, Sarcoptiformes, Oppiidae. The record is from the annotation of a GenBank genome assembly.